Aspergillus glaucus CBS 516.65 is the source of this 441-nucleotide messenger RNA. RefSeq lists its product as uncharacterized. NCBI's taxonomy places the organism in Eukaryota, Fungi, Ascomycota, Eurotiomycetes, Eurotiales, Aspergillaceae. The coding region runs from base 1 to 441 and encodes 146 amino acids. The record is from RefSeq and is a predicted model, not a curated record. The transcript has a single exon.
AUGGCUAAUGGUGAGAGACGACACCGAGAGUUGAUGAUUUCCCUUGAAGGCGAUUAUUGCCCUGCAUCUCCCCGGCAAGGACAUCCUAUAUUCGCUGAUAAGGAUUCUGUUGAUUCUGUCCUGGCAGGACCGGCACCGGGUGAUUGGGGGUCUGAAGAUAGUCACAACCCAACAGCUUAUAUUAUCGUCGUAGACAUGCGUUGGUGGGAUGACCGGGAUGAGAAAAACGCCCGUGGUCCGCUGCCUGAGGGUGUAGAGGAUAUGGAAUUUGAACCUGAUGAUCAGGGCUAUCCCCCGAUUAAUGGCUGCCGGAUGUACGAUGUUGGUUGGACAAAGGUCUCUGUCCGUAAACUCUACCCAAGAUUGUACUGUCUUCUCACGAGUAGUGAUUUUUGGGGUGCUAUGUAUCAACGGCCGCCGAAUAUCGCUAAAAUCCCAUAA